Messenger RNA from Caenorhabditis briggsae, 396 nucleotides. The record is from RefSeq and is a predicted model, not a curated record. Bases 1 to 396 code for a protein of 131 amino acids. NCBI's taxonomy places the organism in Eukaryota, Metazoa, Nematoda, Chromadorea, Rhabditida, Rhabditidae. The transcript is spliced from 3 exons. Gene Ontology annotation, cellular component: BLOC-1 complex; transport vesicle.
AUGGCCUCUAUUUCCACAGUUGUUCGUGAUAUCACACUGGUCGGUGAGCACAUUUUCGAUCACGCUCAAGUGGUUCGCGCUGAAAUCGACCGAUUCGUGGACCGUUUCGAACGGAACGAACGUCAUCGAGAGUUUGAUGGAAUCCUUCGUGCCAGUCAUGCACUCGUUGAAUCGUCGGAAACUCCAGUCGAAGGACUUUUCUAUAUGGGAAAAAUGCAAACGAUGACGGAGAGUGUGGAUGAAAUUACCAAGAAGAUUCAAGCCCUCGUUGAGCCAAAACACCAGAAAGAACAUGAAGAGUAUCUGGAGAAAGUAAGAGAGGAACAGAAGAAGUACGUGGAUGCAUGUCGAGAGCAAGCAAUGAACAAAAUGAGAUCCAUGGCUGCUAAUCGUUAA